Hevea brasiliensis (rubber tree) is the source of this 1207-nucleotide messenger RNA. Its product is annotated as peroxidase 11. Bases 43 to 1071 code for a protein of 342 amino acids. Gene Ontology annotation, molecular function: peroxidase activity; heme binding. The record is from RefSeq and is a predicted model, not a curated record. Gene Ontology annotation, biological process: response to oxidative stress; hydrogen peroxide catabolic process. NCBI's taxonomy places the organism in Eukaryota, Viridiplantae, Streptophyta, Magnoliopsida, Malpighiales, Euphorbiaceae. The transcript has 4 exons.
UCUUCCACCCUCCUCUCGUUCAAGAAAUCCAAGAAAGAAACAAUGGCAUUAUCACCUCUCUUUCACUCUAAUCUUCCUUCGCUCCAGUUUGUUCUUUUGGUUUCUGUCUUCAUCUUUAGCGGUAGCUUGUAUGCAAGUGAUGACCCUCAUUUGUCAUUGGAUUACUAUGCAUCUACUUGCCCCACUGUCUUCGACAUCAUCAGGAAAGAAAUGGAAUGUGAAGUGCUCUCAGAUCCACGUAAUGCAGCCCUUGUAGUGCGACUGCAUUUCCAUGACUGUUUUGUUCAGGGAUGUGAUGGAUCGGUUUUGCUAGAUGACACAAUCACCUUGCAAGGAGAGAAGAAAGCUUCUCCAAACAUAAACUCCCUAAAAGGUUUUAGAAUCAUUGACAAGAUCAAGAACAAGGUCGAAUCUGAGUGCCCUGGAAUAGCCUCUUGCGCAGAUAUCCUCACCAUCGCUGCAAGAGAUGCAGUGAUUCUGGUCGGUGGACCAUAUUGGGAUGUUCCUGUAGGAAGGAAAGAUUCCAAGACUGCAAGCUUUGAGCUUGCAUCAGCAAAUAUUCCAACCGCAGAUGAAGGUCUGGUAUCUAUCAUUUCCAAGUUUCUUUAUCAGGGCCUCUCUGUCACAGACACGGUAGCCCUUUCAGGGGCACACACUAUAGGCAUGGCCCGAUGUGCGAAUUUUCGAGCAAGGAUUUAUGGAGAUUUCGAAACAACUUCAGAUAGAGGCCCAAUGUCAGAGACAUACCUGAGUAACUUGAAAUCCAUAUGUCCUGCUGCUGGAGGUGGAGACAAUAACGUAUCAGCAAUGGACAAUAUCACUCCUAACCUUUUCGACAACUCUUACUAUCAGAUUCUAUUGAGAGGAGAAGGACUACUGAACUCAGACCAAGAAUUGUACUCGAGCAUACUUGGAAUUCAAACAAAGCAGCUUGUUGUGAAGUAUGCUCAUGACCCAAUAAGUUUCUUCCAGCAAUUCUCUGAUUCUAUGGUGAAAUUGGGAAAUAUCACCAAUCCUGAUAGCUUUACCAAUGGAGAAGUCAGGAAGAACUGCAGAUUUGUGAAUACAUGAGCUGCCAAACCAUGCAUCUAAAUUAAAUUAAUUUAUAUUUGUUCGUCAUAUCAAGAAGUGAAAAACACAGAUUUAUCUGUAACAGCUUUUGGCAAUUCAAAUGUCCCCCCAAAGGAAAGGCCUAUUCGAUGUUGAA